CGUGGCUCGCGUCCACAGCUCAUCGUGAGCAGCUCUUAUAGGCGCACGGGCGAAGAAGAAGCUCGCCCUCUACAUGUAUACCGGUGCUGACACGGCUGCUGUUGGAUUGCAGCUCGCGCGUGUGUGCAUGCCGGCAACAGAUUUUGCUCUCCUGAAUUUGGCUGAGGUGCGCACGGCCAUGAGAACACAAAACACACGCGCUGCAACGGCCUCAUCGCAGCCCGCGGUCUGCUCGCGCGUCAUCAUAUAUAUUGCGCAGCGCGCGUUGACGCGAAGCUCGAUCUUCCGCGCGGUAGAUGCGCCAGAUGAUGCCCCGUGCGUCGGUGGCACGAACGCGGCGGUGCGCCUGAUGCGAGUCUUGAGUCAGAGUCGUGAGUCACGAGUGUUGGUGAUGUUGUUGAUUCAUGCUGAGCAUCUCAUCCGAUCGACCGACCGACACACGAACCAUCCUAACAGCAGCAACCCCGCACAACAGUCACGAGUACUGGAUAUCAGCUUGAUCCAGUAUCCCUGGCGACUAUCUGCGUGCCAAGCCAAGUUCUGCGAGCCUCGUUCCGGCACCCUCGUCUAAGGUGUGCUGCCGUGGUCCAUCUGGACAGCAGACAUCGUACCACUGCGCACGGACAAUUCAUCCUUCCGUCUUCUGACGAGUCGAGCA
Molecule: messenger RNA, 658 nt
Organism: Ceraceosorus guamensis
Lineage: Eukaryota; Fungi; Basidiomycota; Exobasidiomycetes; Ceraceosorales; Ceraceosoraceae
Exons: 1
Coding region: 74-571 (165 amino acids)
Source: RefSeq, a predicted model, not a curated record